AGGCAGCAUCCGGGGGGAACGGGGCCGGCCGGGGGGGGGGGGGUGCCCCAGGCGGGCUUCCUGGAACCCCGGCUCCGCGGCCGCCUGCACCCUGACACAGGCCGGAUAAGAGCCAGGCUGCUUUAUCGGAGCCCGGCUGGCGGCCACGCGCCGUCCCCGCGGCACCACGAGGAAGACCGCGGGCAGGGGGUCCUCCGAGGCCAUCUUCCGAGCGGCCAGUCCGGACAGGCUGGUUUCCCGAGCCCCGCAGCCGAUGGGAGCCGACGCUCGCUUCAGCGAUAGAGAAAGCCGAGUGGCUUCCAGGAGGACGGCGUGACACGGCCCUGAAUGUCGAGACCUGCUCGAUGGUGACAGCCAUGUCGGUGAGGGUGCGGUUCCUGUCCUCUGGGGACUCAGGGGCCGUGGGGGUCAUGGGCCGGAGCGCCUCCUUUGCCGGCUUCAGCAGUGCCCAGAGCCGGAGGAUCGCGAACUCAGUGAGGUCUCGAAUACCUGUGAAAUCCUCCAAGAUGUAUGGCACGCUGCGGAAGGGGUCUAUCUGCUCGGAUCCCAAGCCACAGCAAGUGAAGAAGAUCUUUGAAGCACUGAAGAGAGGCCUCAAGGAGUAUCUGUGCAUCCAGCAGGCCGAGCUGGAUUACCUGUCAGGACGCCACAAGGACACCCGCAGGAAUUCCAGGCUGGCUUUCUAUUAUGACCUGGACAAGCAAACACGCUCUGUGGAAAGGCACAUUCGGAAGAUGGAGUUUCACAUCAGCAAGGUGGAUGAGCUCUACGAAGGCUACUGCAUCCAGUGCCGCCUGCGCGACGGCGCCUCCAACAUGCAGCGGGCCUUCUCCCGGUGCCCGCCGAGCCGCGCGUCCCGAGAGAGCCUUCAAGAGCUGGGCCGCAGCCUGCAGGAGUGCACCGAGGACAUGUGGCUUAUCGAGGGGGCCCUGGAGGUUCACCUGGGCGAGUUCCACGUCAGGAUGAAAGGCUUGGUGGGCUACGCACGCCUCUGUCCGGGAGACCAGUAUGAGGUGCUCCUGCGCCUGGGCCGCCAGCGCUGGAAGCUGAGGGGCCGGAUCGAGUCUGACGACAGCCAGACCUGGGACGAGGAGGAGAAGGCCUUCAUCCCCACCCUGCACGAAAACUUCGAGAUCAAGGUGACAGAGCUUCGGGGCCUGAGCUCGCUGGCGGUGGGCACAGUGACCUGCGACAUCACCGACUUCUUCACAACCCGGCCGCAGGUCAUCGUGGUGGACAUCACAGAGCUGGGCACCAUCAAGCUGCAGCUGGAGGUGCUGUGGAACCCGUUUGAUACCGAGAGCUUCCUGGUGUCGCCCAGCCCCACGGGCAAGUUCUCUGUGGGCAGCAGGAAGGGCUUCCUGUACAACUGGACACCCCCGAGCACCCCCAGCUUCCGGGAGAGAUACUACCUGCCUGUCCUGCAGCAGCCAGCACAGCAAGCUUUGCUGCUGGACAGGCCGAGGGCCACCUCCAUCCUCAGCUGCCUGUCCGACGGUGACCUUCGGGGCCCUGGCCUGUGGAGCCAGAGUCAGGAGCUGCCUGAGAUGGACUCCUUUAGCUCCGAGGACCCCCGAGACACUGAGACCAGCACAACAGCAUCCACCUCGGACGUGGGCUUCCUGCCCUUGGCCAUUGGCCCCAACACGUCCAUUGAAGAGGGGGCCCAGGAGGAGCCCCCACCCCCGGGCCUCCUGCCAGAGGUGUUCCACCUGGCGGAAGGCUCAUUUGUGGAGCAGCCUGGGUGGAGAAAUUUGGGAGUAGAAAGCCUCGACCUGCCACGGGGCUCCCCCUUCCACAGCCACGUGAUCCCUGGAAGCCAGGAAGGCCACGAUGAAGCAGAAACCGAGGAUGGAGUGGAUGGGCCCGGGGUGCCCCUCGAGAGGCCCCUGCAGGAUGUCCUGGAUUUACUGAGGUCCACGGACCCUGCCCCGCCCCAGCUCCGGGAGCUGGAGUACCAGGUCCUCAGCUUCAGGGACCGGCUGAAGCCCCGCGGAGCCCGCCGGGAGCACGCGUCCGCCGAGAGCCUGAUGGAGUACAUCCUGGAGAGCUUCUCCUUCCUCAGCGCCCACAUCGCCCCGCAUGAGCUGGCCCUGUUUGGGGGCUCCCAGGGUCCCCGAAAGGACAAGACUCCACCUCCACCGCCAUCGCUGAAAGCACCGUCCAGGGAGCUCACGGCUGGUGCCCCAGAGCUGGACGUGCUGCUCACGGUUCACCUCCAAAUCUGCAAAGUGCUGCUGCAGAAACUGGAUUCUCCUAAUUUGUCGAAGAUGGUCCAGGAAUGCCUUCUGGAAGAAGCUGCACAGCAAAAACAGAUUCUGGAGACGCUUUCUGUGCUUGAUUUUGAGAAGGUCAGCAAGGCGACAUCCAUUGAAGAGAUCAUCCCGCAGGCCACGCGGAGGAAGGGGUGCCUGAAGCUGUGGAGAGGCUGCACGGAGCCCGGCGCGGUCCUGUCCUGCCCUGGUACAGUGCUGCUGGACCAGCUCAAGAAGACGUUCCUGCACAGAGUCAGAGGGAAAUACCCGGGACAACUGGAAAUAGUGUGCCGCAGGCUCCUGGAGCAGGUGGUCAGCUGCGGCGGGCUGCUGCCCGGAGCCGGGCUCCCUGAAGAACAGACCAUCACCUGGUUCCAGUUUCACAGCUACCUGCGGAGGCAGAGUGUCUCCGACCUGGAGAAGCACUUCGCUCAGCUCACCAAGGAAGUAACACUCUUCGAGGAGCUGCAGUGCGUGGGCCAGGCCAAGAUAGUCAGGAAGCUGCAGGGGAAGCGGCUGGGCCAGCUCCAGCCCCUGCCCCAGACGUUGAGGGCCUGGGCGCUGCUCCAGCUGGACGGGACCCCACGGGUGUGCAGGGCGGCCAGUGCUCGCUUGGCCAGCGCAGCCAGGAACAAGAGCUUUCGGGAAAAGGCUUUGCUCUUCUACACCAACGCCCUGACCGAGAAUGAUGCAAAGCUCCAGGAAGCUGCGUGCGUGGCGCUAAAACAUCUCAGGGGCAUCGAAAGCAUUGAUCAGAUUGCCCGCCUGUGCCAGUCUGACUUGGAGGCCGUGCGAGCGGCAGCCCGGGAAAGCACACUGUCAUUUGGUGAAAAAGGACGCUUAGCUUUUGAGAAGAUGGACAAACUUUGCUCAGAACAAAGAGACGAAGCCUUUGGCCAGGAGGCAGAUGUUGAAAUCACAAUAUUUUAAAAAGCCUCAGCUAACGAACGAGCCCAAACCCGGCACCUUUGUUUCUGCUGCUGCCCAGCCUCGACACAGGGAGGGCUUCGGGUGGAGGUACGCGGUGCGCUCUCCCAAGAGCGUGAACGGGCCGGAGCUGCUCCCAGACUCUGGGCCAGUUACGAAGCCCCAGGGCACAAGUGGGACUUCUGUGUGGGAGCAGAGCAAGGGGCUGCACAGCACUUAGAGGGCUGCACUUCAGUCAGUCAGCCGUUGGCUUUGAGAAUCUGCCCGACCUUCCCCGGGGGCAGAGCCGGGUCGGUGCCAGCCACGCCACGAAGGGGCUGAGGCCAGGCAGGCGGAGGCCUGGAAUCAGCAGGUCGGCUGGCGCAGCGCUUCUGGUUCACUAAAGACUGGGACCGAGGAGACAAGCAGACCGAGCAUCCCUGCUGAGGACAGAACUCGGGUCGUUCCCACAGCAGCAGGUGUCAGUGUGGGGAGGGCAGGACCAGGGUUUCGACGGUUCGCCCCCUCAGCCCGAGCUGCAGCCCAAACGGCACCGGGGAGCCGGCUGGCGGCCUGCUGACCGUGGGCCUUAUUUUCACUGUGGUUCCACAGCACAGAGGAAACGAGAACAUGCUGUCAGCCGAGAAGUCUUGAGUGCCAUUUGCUUUGACCUCACUCAUCAGAAUGGAAUCCAUCUUCUGAAGCAAGUCAACUUAGGGCUUAUUAAAUAAAUUGCUUCAGAAGCCAUAAGCUAGUUUGAAGAAAGAUUUUACUGAACAUCAUGUUUAAAGAAGGAAAAUUAAUUUCCUAUUUAAGUCUAUUAAAAAACCCAAACGUGUACUGGGCUGUUUCAGGGUUAAGAACGUAGAGGUACCCUGGGGUCUGGAUGUGGUAUCAACAAUGGCAUUGGAAAGCUCUGUAACUUAAACAUGCUCAUUUACAUUUCCUGUGUAUAUUCUGUGCUUUUCCGUUUAACUCAGUAUUUAUUUGCCUUGUCCAUAUGUUGUCUUCUGAAAUUUCAAUUAAAAUAACUUUUUAUUGGUGUU
Kogia breviceps (pygmy sperm whale) is the source of this 4207-nucleotide messenger RNA. It is a transcript of the gene RIPOR3, whose product is annotated as RIPOR family member 3. The record is from RefSeq and is a predicted model, not a curated record. NCBI's taxonomy places the organism in Eukaryota, Metazoa, Chordata, Mammalia, Artiodactyla, Physeteridae.